UUCGGAAGGUGGUUAGGUUUGAAUCACUUCCAACCCAUUGUUUUCGUUCUUUGUUGAGUGGCUACUUGCGGGUUCCUCCAGAAUCAAUCUAUAUCCUACUUUGGGUACUUACCCUCCCUAGCAACACAUUAUAAAAACCUUCAAUGGACCCAUUCCUUGUGUUGGCUCCUGCCUCCAUUGUGCACAUCUACCUCUACCCUAUACUCAGAUAAUCUCACAUCCCCAUCUACCAACAAGUCACGCGUCAUAAUGGAAGCAUCAGAAGAAGCCUACAAGGAGCUAGUCGAGUUUAACGAGGUGACAUUCACAGCCAAUGAGACAGUGAAUCGGAUCGUUCGGAUUCUCGUGUUCAACUACCUGAUUGAGCAAGAAGAUGGUUUCUACUAUCCCUCAUUGACCGAUGACACCGGAGGACUUAGAGAGUCUGACAUCCAACGCGAUAACCGGUCCGGCAUCGUGCAAAGCGUUAUGUAUGCUUUGGGAAUCAUUGCUCGUGUUUCGGACCCUAAGGUCUUGGGGAUUGGCUGGAUAAAUACCAGCGAUCAGCUACUCCUAAGGGAAGCCCUGGAAGCCAUGUCCAGGCCCGAGGACCUCGUGGAUAUUGGUGCAUUCAAGUUGUACCUAGAGCAAGAAUGGUGCGUGGCUAUCGUCAGUAAGAUUGAACAUUGUGGCCAAAACGGGGUCAGGCAGGAGGGCUGUGAUAAUGAGGAGGAUAAGAAAGAGAAGAUAAAUUGGGGCAAACAUUUUUUGGGUGAGCUCUAUCCACUAGAGCUAACGCAUCUGCAAGAUGUUUCGGAAAAGUUCCUCCCAACGGAUAGCAAGGGCGUUUGGGGAGCGAUGUAUCAGCCUGCUUCGUGAGUUUAUAACAUUAGGGAAAUUGGGCCUUGUUCGGGCCCAUUAGGUUUCUCGUGUUUGGUAG
Molecule: messenger RNA, 919 nt
Organism: Aspergillus eucalypticola CBS 122712
Lineage: Eukaryota; Fungi; Ascomycota; Eurotiomycetes; Eurotiales; Aspergillaceae
Exons: 2
Coding region: 250-858 (202 amino acids)
Source: RefSeq, a predicted model, not a curated record